AUGCUGAACUGGAUCCAACGCAAUUGGUCUUCUGAUGCCCGUCUUGGUGCGGCAGCCGUCGGGACGGUCGUUGCUUUGUAUUUCCUCUCAAGUCAAUUGGGCUCCCGGGCACGUAUAGUUUCCCUGGGUCACGAAGAGAUUAUACACAUAGUCUUAUUCAAGUUCAAGCCAAGCGUGUCCCGGACAGAACAAGAAUACCUUUCCCAGACGCUCAUUAGCUUCAGGGAUGAUUGCAAGCUUCCUGACGGAUCCCGUUAUAUCAUUUCCGUUGAUGGAGGAAGGAAUAACUCACCGGAAGCCGCGGUCACCAGAGGCCUCACUCAUGGUUACGUGCUGAAGUUCAAGUCCAAGGCCGACCGUGAUUAUUACGCACACGAAGACCCGGUCCAUAAAGCCUUCAAGGACAGGGUCAAGGACUCUGCAGAAGACGUGGUUGUCUUCGAUUAUGAGGCUGGAGAGUUCAUCAGGUCAAGUAUCAUCAAGAGCGUCGCAUGA
Molecule: messenger RNA, 495 nt
Organism: Punctularia strigosozonata HHB-11173 SS5
Lineage: Eukaryota; Fungi; Basidiomycota; Agaricomycetes; Corticiales; Punctulariaceae
Exons: 3
Coding region: 1-495 (164 amino acids)
Source: RefSeq, a predicted model, not a curated record